AUGGUAUUCGAGAAGUUCUUUCUCUGGCUGGUGUUUUUCUUGGAAGCGAUUCAAUCGCAAGCAUCCUAUCGCGAAGGAGAACUAUAUGCAAAACUGCUUGAGGAGUACGAACCGCUCGAAAGACCGGUAGCAAAUAGUUCCGAACCGGUGGAUGUAAAAAUGGGUCUCGUAUUGCAACAAAUUAUAUCUGUAGUAAGUUUUCACGAACAUUCGACCAGAGAGUCAUCUUCUUAA
Molecule: messenger RNA, 234 nt
Organism: Cooperia oncophora
Lineage: Eukaryota; Metazoa; Nematoda; Chromadorea; Rhabditida; Trichostrongylidae
Source: the annotation of a GenBank genome assembly